Molecule: messenger RNA, 1692 nt
Organism: Pollicipes pollicipes
Lineage: Eukaryota; Metazoa; Arthropoda; Thecostraca; Pollicipedomorpha; Pollicipedidae
Product: phosphatidylinositol N-acetylglucosaminyltransferase subunit C
Exons: 2
Coding region: 25-930 (301 amino acids)
Biological process (GO): GPI anchor biosynthetic process
Cellular component (GO): glycosylphosphatidylinositol-N-acetylglucosaminyltransferase (GPI-GnT) complex; membrane
Source: RefSeq, a predicted model, not a curated record
AGUGUCGUCGGUAGACGACGGGCCAUGUCGUGCGGCGCGCCCGCGGAGCCGGCGCCGACCCAGCCGUGGCGCAAGGUCCUUUACCAGCGCCAGCCGUACCCAGACAACUACGUGGCCAACGCUUUCCUCGAAGACCUCAAAAAGAACGUGCGCGUUACACUGUGGACUCGCUGGGAGGCGAUAUCGGGCGCUGCCGCGCUGCUCCAGCAGAUGGCCAGCGUGGCGCUGGUGGGGCUGGCCUUCGCGCACCUGGACGACGGCUCGCUGCCGCCCGAGCCGCUGCUGGCCGGCAUCGCCGUCUCCACGGCGGCCGGGUACGCUUGGCUGCGCGCCGGCGGCGGCCGCCGCAGUCUGGCCGCCGACCUGCGGCUGGCGGCCGUGUUCCUCGUGUUCGGCUACGGGCUCUCACCAUUGCUGGCCACGCUCACCGACUCGGUGAGCACGGACUCUGUGUACGCGCUGGCGGCGGCCGCCAUGCUACUGCAUCUGGUCACGCACGAGUACGGGCCGCGCGCCGCCUGCGUCUCAGCCGCCGUCUCGCUCAACGCCGGCCUGUUUGGCGCGCUCUGCUUGGCCUCGCGGCUGCCGGGCACGGGGCACGUGUUCGCCUUCCUCACGCUGGCCGCUCAGCUGCUGGCGCUGCCGCCGCCGCUGCGCGCCCACGUGCGCCGCCGCCACGGCCGCGCCGCGCUGCUGCUGCUGGCCUCUGCGCAGGCGAACGCAUCGCUGCUGCUGCUGGUCUGCCGAACGCUGGCCGGCGCCGUGCUGCUGGCCGCCGCCUACCUGUUGGCCUGUCCGCUGCUGCCCAUGUUGUACGUCAGUGGCCAGCGCUUCAAGGACAACAUCUACGGGCCAUGGGACGAGGCCAUUCUGGAGGACACGCGCCAGACGAUCCGGCGAGAUGAUCGCAGGCGAUGCGAGAGUGAAUGAGCGACUCAGGGUGUGAUGGAGCGAUGGGAACGAAAGAGCAACUUCCGGUGCGAUGGAGCGACAGAGCAACUUCCGGUGCGAUGGAGCGACGCGAACGACAGAGCAACUCCCGGUGCGAUGGAGCGACGGAAGCGACAGCAGUUCCCGGUACGAUGGAGCGACAGAGCAGCUCCUGGUGCCAUGGAGCCACGGGAACGACAGAGCAGCGCCCGGUGCGAUGGAGCGACGGAAGCGACAGAGCAGCGCCGGUGCGACGGAGCGACGGGAGCGACAGAGCAGCGCCGGUGCGAUGGAGCGACGGGAGCGACAGAGCAGCGCCGGUGCGAUGGCGCGACGGGAGCGACAGAGCAGCGACGGUGCGAUGGAGCGACGGGAGCGACAGAGCAACUUGCGGUGUGUCGAGCCCCGGAGCGGCAUCUUGGGUGGUUGCUCCGUGGUGAUGGGCUGGGAGGAGCGAUGAGGUUCACCAGCGGUAUAGGCCGUGAAAAGGGACAAAACUGCCAAUCGUUUUCAACCGAACGCCCAGCCAAACUGCUAGGCGAACCGUUAGAAGCGUCAGAGUGCCUGAUAUUGCGCUUGACGCCCGUGGUGUGACCUGACAGAAGUAAACCGUCACAUUCAGUUCCGAGCUGCAGUAAACAGCUCGACGGGCUCGGCAUCCCGGAAAGACAGUGCAAAUAGCUGCAGCGAGAUGGCUCAGGCCUAGGCCAUCACUAUGUACCGGGGCUGUUUGGUGGAGAAGAUCGCCUGCCUGCCUUUGUU